Sitophilus oryzae (rice weevil) is the source of this 1947-nucleotide messenger RNA. Its product is annotated as synaptotagmin-11. Gene Ontology annotation, molecular function: calcium-dependent phospholipid binding; phosphatidylserine binding; clathrin binding. Gene Ontology annotation, biological process: regulation of dopamine secretion; regulation of calcium ion-dependent exocytosis; cellular response to calcium ion. Lineage: Eukaryota; Metazoa; Arthropoda; Insecta; Coleoptera; Curculionidae. The record is from RefSeq and is a predicted model, not a curated record. The transcript is spliced from 9 exons. The coding region runs from base 209 to 1540 and encodes 443 amino acids. Gene Ontology annotation, cellular component: axon; synapse; membrane.
CGCCCUUAUAUCAGAAACGCGACGGCCUUAUGACUAACGUGUACGGUCAUCGGAAAAUUCUGAGGAAAAUUGUCGGGAUAGAGUUUGCUUAGAAAAAAGUCGCGAAAUAACCGGUUUGGUAGUAGAUCAUCUUCGGUGCGAAGAUCAACGGGAAAUUCGUGGUCGAAUCGACACUUUUUUUUAAAUAAACAACACCGCUAAUUGUAAUAUGGCUGAGGAGGGGCCAAUUAUCAAGCCAGUUCAUGGGGUGAACUACCCCACGAUAAUUGGUCUUUGUGUCGGCGGAACACUCUUCGGUAUUUUGGUGUUGGCUGCCACGUACUACUGUUACCAGCGCAGGCGCAGACUUCGUACCAAACGAAAUGGACCGGACCAGCCCUUGGCAUUCCACUCGCACAGGAGACCUACCGCUGUUAAAUCUCCUGCAGGCGCUGGAACAGGUACCCAUUACUUGAAAAAGAGUCCUAGCCCGACUGGAUUAUCCAAGACUCCACCAGGUAUGUCCGUACCUCAUACUCCUAGUCCAACUGGAAGUAUUGUAGGUCCUUUAGAAAGUGGAGUAUCCAGCGGAAGCCCAGUUGAACACCACAAAACAGAGACUCAAGUCGUCAAAGAUAGCUGUAUGACAGAGAAUGAACGUCAAACUCCGACCAAAGAAGAACAGGAAGUGAAUGAAAAGAACUUACAACAAAGCGCCGCUUAUCUGGGACAACUUGUAUUCAAGCUAAGAUACAAACACGACAAAAACGCUUUAAUAGUAUCCGUUGUAAGAUGCAAGGAUUUACCAGCUAAAGAUCCAAACACUGGCUCCAGUGAUCCUUAUGUCAAACUGCAAUUACUGCCUGACAAACAACACAAGGUUAAAACCCGUGUUCUUCGCAAAACCAGGAAUCCCGUGUACGAUGAAGACUUCACUUUCUACGGUAUCGGUUUCAACCAGCUUCCCAACAUCACGCUACAUUUCGUUAUUCUGAGUUUCGAUCGCUACAGUCGUGACGACAUUAUCGGUGAAGUGUUCUGCGCUCUGAAUAAUGUAGAUGUGGCUCAGAUCGAAACUCAGCAGAUGGCUUUGUGUCGGGAAAUUCAGCCUAGAAGUUUAAAGAUUCGAUCCCAGGGCCGAGGCGAACUAUUGGUUUCUCUUUGCUGGCAACCAGCCGCCAAUAGAUUGACAGUAGUGGUACUUAAAGCCAGAAAUCUCCCUAAAAUGGACGUGACUGGUUUGGCUGAUCCCUACGUUAAGAUCUAUCUUCUCUACAAAGGCCAGAGAAUUUCUAAAAAGAAAACUCACGUGAAGAAGAGGACAUUGAUGCCGGUGUUCAAUGAAAGCUUUGUGUUUGACAUUCCAGCAAACAGCCAAACUCUGGAGGGUAUCAGUUUGGAGUUCUUGCUGCUUGAUUGGGACAGGGUAACUAAGAAUGAGGUUAUCGGAAGACUAGAGUUGGGUGGUCCAAAAUGUACAGGGUCGGCCUUGACCCACUGGAACGAAGUGUGUAAUUCACCAAGAAGGCAGAUUGCCGAUUGGCACAAACUAAAGGAGUAAAGAACUAGGCCAACUUGCUGUCAUUUUUAUUUUAAAUUAGACACUAUUUUUUAAAUAAUUUUAUUAUCCUGUUUCAUUUGGGUAAAUUAUUCUACUCGUUUUCAAAAUUAUAUGUUGAUAAGGUAGUACGUAAGGGAAUAGAUAUAAAAAAGUUGUUUUGUACGAAUGAAAAAAAAAUAGAGCAUAUGUUUUGUAUCAGAAAGUACGUAAUAAUGCUAUUCGUGCAUGUUGAAGUGACCGAAAACAAGUAAAAUGGUAAGUUAUUAGUUUAUUACUUUUUAUUUUUGUGAAGAGUUUAUACCGCGUUGGCAACUGUUACUUUUGAGUCGGUAUAUACAUAUGUGGAAGUAUAUCGCACAGGGAUCUUAUUAAGUCGGAGUGAGAGAGAUGCGACGCGCGACGGUGUG